Molecule: messenger RNA, 529 nt
Organism: Pieris napi
Lineage: Eukaryota; Metazoa; Arthropoda; Insecta; Lepidoptera; Pieridae
Product: cuticle protein 64-like
Exons: 3
Coding region: 112-468 (118 amino acids)
Source: RefSeq, a predicted model, not a curated record
AACUGCGCACACGCAUCCAAUUUAGGCGGAUUUUUGGCAGGAAGUUACUGUAGUAUAUAACCGUUAGGUUUUUCAACAAUCGGUACACUUCGUCUGCUGAACUGAAGUAAAAUGAACUCCUUCAUCACAUUUGCCUGCCUUUUGGCUGUUGCCGCUACCGCUAAUGGCUAUGGCUAUGGCCUGGGUGGACUUGGUGGAUACAGGUUGUCGGCGCCAAUAAUUAGCGCACCAAUAAUUACUGCCCCAGCGUACUCCACCGCGAACUUGUACAAGGCUGCGCCCAUCCCUGUGGUCCGCACAUCGUAUGUAGCCGCUCCUGUCAUCAGAACCGUACCUGUAGUCAGAACUGUGGCUGUAGCAGCUCCCGCUGUUAGUGUCGCUAGCUACGGAAAUUACGGUGGCUACGGAGGUUACGGUAGCUACGGAGGUUACGGUGGUCACGGACUUAGCUACGGCUACGGACACUAAUCCAGUCACCAGACGAAGUUUCUCUUCUUGGUCAAUGCACUAAAUAAAUCAUUUCUUCAUU